This is a messenger RNA of Oldenlandia corymbosa var. corymbosa, 2412 nucleotides long. The record is from the annotation of a GenBank genome assembly. Lineage: Eukaryota; Viridiplantae; Streptophyta; Magnoliopsida; Gentianales; Rubiaceae.
GUGAAAGGCGCCUUUCAUCACCCAUGAGAAAACCCUUCAUACUGUGGACGCCAUUAACUCCAAAGUUCCUUCUUUUGUGUAAGCAGUAAAAGCACUUUGGUUCACAGACACGCAUUCCGCAUGCCAUUUUAGCUCAAUCCCUGUUCUGAUUGUAGCCCAAUUACUUUUCGUCCUUUUUCUGAUUCUCUGAUUGAUUAUGACGAUUGGGUGUUUGAAUUCAGCUGGAGCCUUUACUUGUUCUUAUUAUUUUGCUGGGCCAAUCAGAAUACCAGAGCAUUCCCUUCAUCUGUACUUCCAUGACUUCAUAAAGCUUUCCACCAGCUAUCUUUGGAAUCAGUCCCGUACUUUCCCAGGCAAAAUUUAAUUGUUCAAAGUUGACCCUUUUCCCGUAUGUUAAGGGUUGGUUUGCUUGGCAUUAUUCGCAGAGUUGCGCCUCUGAUGCAAUUCUCAUAGGUAAAUGGUUUUUCUUAGAUUUUAGACAUAAUGUGUACGAUAUUUUGCGGUUAUGUGUAUGGUUCUUCAUCUUGAUAAUCUGUGUUGUUGAAGUGUCUUUGAAGCAUAAAGGAUUGCAAUUGUUGCCUAUAAUUAAGAGUGUCUUCUGAUUAAUGUUUGUUUGAGUUGGCAAAGAACACAUUUUUCUGCUUGUAAAUGCAUCAAAAUUUCGAUGUAACAUGGGUUUUCAAUCUGGUUUUCUAUAAAAAUAUUGUACUUUAUAGUUUCAUAUACAGAAAGAAAUGUUCUUUCUGACUAGUUUGCAAAUCCAUUUCUCUGUUUUGGUAUGGUUUCUUUUAUUUCUCUGAAAUUUGUGGAUUUAUUGGUGUAUAGAGACAGUUACAACUUGAAGCUCAAACUGCAGAAAACGUGAAACGUAAGCCAAAAGAGACGUAUAAGUUCUGAAAUGCGGUCAUUAAGAGGGUUCUCUGGUUCUAAUUCAAAGAAAAGAAGCAAGGACGCUCGAUUGGGCAUGAUUGAAGUCAUUCCUGAAAGAGAAUUAAGUCUUCAAGUCCUUGAUGGGUACGAUAAUGAAAACCAGCAGAUGGAAGAAGAAGGCGAGGGAAUCCCAUUAUCUGUUUCUGGUCUGCCUAAUUUUAGAAGGUUCAACAGAAGGUAUAACCAAAGUGCUUCAUAUACUAUGAAUGAAGAUCGAGUCAUCGACCGCUUCUUCAAGCCAUUAGGGCUCGGAUUUGAACAAGAACUCAAGUUUCCUUCACUCUUCUGUGAGAAAUUGAAUGGAGAGCUUCCAGAUGAGGCUAUCUUAAUUAGCUGCAAGGGGAUGUGGGCUGUCAAAAUAGCUAGAUGCGGCUGCCAUGGCCUCCUGUCCUUAUCUGGAGAUGGUUGGACCAGUUACAUCUUUCAUCAUGACCUGAGUGUUUACGACAUGAUUUGGUUUGAAGAAACUGAUCAGAUGGUGUUCCGAACUCAUGUGUUUGAUAGCUCUGCUUGCGAGAAGAAAUUUCCUGACAAUUUGGCUUUGGUACCUAUUGUUCCAACUGGUCAUCGAACCCGGAGCAAGGCAUUCGCUAAAUGCAGUGAGAAUGAAUUCACAGCUGUUAUUGAAGCACAUCAUGUGAACCACAAUUAUGUGGUAAUCUUUUCUAUCCUUGGGCAAAAAAGAUAUGGAUUUGUUAGCCUUAAACUCUCUGUUCAAAAGCAAACUAGUGUACCAGCCAACGUCAAUUCUCAGUUUCAUUCUCAUGUGACAGACAUUUCCAGCUGAAUUUUUAAGAGCAAAUGAUGAACUGAGAUGGGAAAAGAAAGCCAUACUUGUGAAUGCUUAUGGACAUGCAUGGGAAGUGGAACUAUCAAGUCUCUCAGAUGAGCACCAAGCUGAAGUAUCUGUAAGAAACAAGAAGCUGUGCAGUGGUUGGCGGGCUUUUUUUGUAGCAAACAAGCUCAAGGCAGGUGAUAUAUGCAUCUUUGAAGUUGACCAUCUCAGCACUCUCAAAACUUCCAGCAACAUUAUCCUAAAGGUGCAGGUCUUGAGAAGUUAUCGGACCAUCUGCUGAGUUGGGCCAUGUUUACAACAACUUAUGUCUGAUUGAUCUGAACAUGUAAGAAAAUGGCAGCAGGUUCAAGCUAAUCGAACGCAAUAAUGUAUGUCUAGCUACUUAAUUUUACUGCCUAGGACUCAUAGUUGAAAUGGUUGAAGCUCUGUGUUGAUACUUUUCUGAGUACUGCAGUGAGCUGUAUCUUCAUCGUUACAGAUCAGAGAAACAAUGCAGGUUUUGUAUCGUUUCCUAACGCAGUCAAAUGAUUACUGUAGUUUUAUGUCCCUAACAUCCAUCUUAUACAGGACAAGUGGGUGGCAAUGCUAAUUGUGUCAUCAUAUUCAACACUCUUAAUCUAACAUUUGUUCAAAGAUUAUUAAUAUUCCUCUGGUUUCAAAAUUAUUCAAACGUUAAUAGAUUACCG